GGACAUGACCAAGAUAAAAGAGAAAGAGGAGGAAUAAUGAGAAGAACAUGAAAGGUUAUUGAAGGCUCAAGUUUCCUUUUAAGCUACAAAAAUGGUGGGGGUUGAUGAGGAUGCUGCAGCUCCUCCUACUACCAAUCCAAAGAAGCAGCAGUUACUCUCAUCUGCUAUGAAGAGAACCACUGAAUGGAUUUUUUCACAAGACAUUCCCAGUGACAUCACUGUUCAGGUUGGAGAUGCCACCUUCAACUUACACAAGUUUCCUUUGAUUUCCAGAUGUGGUAAACUAAGGAAGUUGAUCUCCCAAUCCAAUGACGCGCAAAUCUCCUAUAUCGAAAUCCCCGACGUGCCUGGCGGGCCCGAAGCAUUCGAAUUGGCGGCGAGAUACUGCUACGGACUAAACUUCGAAAUCACGACGGAAAACAUCGCGACGCUCCGUUGCGCAGCUGAAUAUCUCGAAAUGAACGAAGACUACGUGAUCGGAAACCUGAUCAGCCAAACAGAAGCAUUCCUAGAGGAAGUAGCAUUGAUGAGCCUCUCGAAUGCCGUAAAUGUGCUGCGCAAAUCUGAAGAGCUUCUUCCGAUCUCUGAGAAAGUGAAACUAGUCAGUAGGUGUAUCGAUGCGAUCGCGUACAUAACCUGCAACGAUAGCCAGCUCUGCUUAUCGCUGAGGGGUGAGAGUAGCCAUGAGAGUGCGGGCGCUUCUCUGGCGUCGCAGCCGAAGGCGAUUGUGGAGUGGUGGGCUGAGGAGCUGACGGUGUUGAGGAUCGAUACGUUUCAAAGAGUUCUCGUGGCGAUGAAGGCGCGGGGGCUUAAGGAGUACGCACUCGGGCCGCUUAUCAUGCUAUAUGCGCAGAAGUCUCUGCGAGGCUUGGACAUAUUCGGGAGGGGAAGGAAAAGGAUCGAGCCGAAACAAGAGCACGAGAAAAGGGUGGUCCUCGAAACCAUCGUGAGCCUUUUGCCGAGGGAGAGGAACACAAUGUCGGUAAGCUUUCUAUCGAUGCUUCUGAGGGCGGCGAUAUAUCUCGAAACAACCAUAGCCUGCAGGCUUGAUCUGGAGAAGAGGAUGGCCCUGCAACUAGGCCAGGCUGUUCUAGAUGAUCUGCUGAUCCCUUCCUCUUCCUGCAACGGCGACACGAUUUUCGACGUGGAUACAGUCCAGAGGAUCCUGAUGAACUACCUCGAGCUCGAGGCGGAGGGGAGUCGGUUGGGUUAUACGACCGACGACGAUUUCAUUUCUCCGCCGCCUCUGAGAAUCAGCGACGUAGAGCAGGUUGGAAGGCUCAUGGAGAUCUACUUAGCUGAAAUAGCUUCUGACCAGAACUUGAGUCUUGUGAGGUUCAUCGGCCUCGCUGAACUGAUCCCUGAACAAGCAAGAGUUACCGAAGACGGCACGUACAGAGCGAUUGAUAUAUACUUGAAGGCUCACCCAUCUUUAUCCGACGCGGAAAGGAAAAGGGUUUGCGCCUUGAUGGACUGCCAGAAGCUCUCAAGAGAAGCUUGUGCUCAUGCCGCUCAGAACGAUAGGCUCCCGGUGCAGAUAGUAGUCCAGGUGCUUUACUACGAACAGCAACGCCUUCGAGAUGCAAUGAGUGGUGGCUUCAUGUAUGGGGAUUCGCCUGCGCUUUCCUUAAAAGAGACUACAUUGGGGACUAGAUAUCACAAUCCACCGGACGAGCUGUCGCGCCUUCGACGAGAAAACGACGACCUCAAAAUGGAAGUCCUGAAGAUGAAAAUGCAAUUGAAAGAAUUAGGCAAUCGUUCGGGAAGCAUACCGUCUGCGAAUAAGCCUCCGCUGCCGAAGAAGUCGUUCAUCGACUCCGUUUCUAAGAAGCUCGGGCGCCUCCCGUUUAUGCGUUCGGAUAGCGUUAAGCCUACAAAAACAAAAGCAAAGCCUCCAAAAGACCGAAGGCACUCGAUCUCUUGAUGUAUCAGUGAUUUGCUGAAUUUUCUCUACCUCUUGAAUUCAUAGGUGUUUCAUCUGUAAAAUUGUUGCAUCUUUAAUUGUGUUGAGACUUGAGAGGUAAUUGAUGAAAAAUGUCAUGUUAAUCUUUUUGAGGUUUGAAGAAAGAUGAUAGUUCUGUGGAGUCAUGUAAUUAUCUUUGGUCGCUUCAUGUACAUAGUAACAUUGUCAUAAAUUGGCUAUAUUUGAUCCUGCUCAAUAGCUAUGAGUUUAUAGAA
Ananas comosus (pineapple) is the source of this 2178-nucleotide messenger RNA. Its product is annotated as BTB/POZ domain-containing protein At5g67385. The coding region runs from base 92 to 1924 and encodes 610 amino acids. Gene Ontology annotation, molecular function: protein binding. NCBI's taxonomy places the organism in Eukaryota, Viridiplantae, Streptophyta, Magnoliopsida, Poales, Bromeliaceae. The record is from RefSeq and is a predicted model, not a curated record. The transcript is spliced from 5 exons.